AUGGAUCAACAGAAAAAAAAAUUUUUCCAAAUCAAAAUGUUGAUCUGAUUGUUGUUAAUUGUUUUCUGUUUGUUUUAUAUUGUGAUUGUAAAUUUGUUUUUAUCAUCGGUUUUUUUUUGUUGUUGAUUAACAUCUCAAGUGUAAGGUAAAUAUGGGAAAUGCAAAUUCUAUUCGUUUACAUUAUGAAAAUGCAUCAAGAACUGGAGUAUUCACUUUAAAAGAUGCCAAGUUGAAAGAGUUUCCUGAACAUUUGGUUAAAUUGUCUCGAAACAUACGAAGCCUUGAUUUAUCUGAUAAUCGGAUUAAAACAAUACCCACUUUCAUGGCCUUAUUUACUUCACUUAAACAUCUAAUUCUCAACAAUAAUUGUAUAAUUGGACUACCUGAUGAGAUUAAUCGUUUAAUCAAAUUGGAUACUCUCUCAUUGACUAAAAAUAGGUUAACCAGAAUACCAUCAGAUCUUAGUUGUUUAACGUCAUUACGAAUUGUUAAUCUUAAUUUUAAUCAACUUACCUCUUUUCCAAUGGCAUUGGUUAAAUUAAAAAAUUUGGAAGUUGUUGAUUUAUCACAUAAUAAGAUUAAAUCUAUUCCCGAUGGUGUUGCUGAUCUUCAAGCUUUGGAGGUUAAUCUUAAUCAGAAUCAGGUGACCACAGUUUCUCCUGAUAUUUGCCAGUGUAAACGAUUAAAAGUUCUAAGAUUGGAAGAGAAUUGUUUAAAUUUAUCAUCCAUACCUGUUGAUCUUCUUAGUGAAUCAAAAAUUUCUUUACUUGCUGUUGAUGGAAAUCUAUUUAAAUUGAAAGAAUUUCAAAAUCUACCUGGUUAUGAGUCUUAUCUGGAACGUUACACAGCAACUAAAAAGAAAAUGAUGUAAAAAAGCAAAACAAAAAGGAGAGAAGAAAAAUCAUUAAUCAUGAUUACCAUUAUUAUCAAUUAAAUUUUACCAAUGGCACCAACUGGACACACCCAAUUAAUCACAUUAAUCAUUUUAAAUUAAAUCAAACUUACCUUUAUGUUUACACCGAUUGUGGAAAAAAAUUUCUUUGUGAUAUUAUUAAUCAGUUGUGACUGUUUGAUUGUGUUUAAAUUAUUCCAAUUGUAAAAUUUGUUUUAACCAUUUUCCAUUUUCAAUCUUAUCGUUUAAUUGAAAAUUUAAAAACCAAAAACAAUUAAAUUAAUUAGAUUUAAAACAAGAAUAAAAAAAAUUAAACUCAUUA
This is a messenger RNA of Panonychus citri (citrus red mite), 1214 nucleotides long. RefSeq names its product leucine-rich repeat-containing protein 57-like. Gene Ontology annotation, molecular function: protein binding. NCBI's taxonomy places the organism in Eukaryota, Metazoa, Arthropoda, Arachnida, Trombidiformes, Tetranychidae. The record is from RefSeq and is a predicted model, not a curated record. The transcript has a single exon. The coding region runs from base 152 to 871 and encodes 239 amino acids.